Molecule: messenger RNA, 681 nt
Organism: Rotaria sordida
Lineage: Eukaryota; Metazoa; Rotifera; Eurotatoria; Philodinida; Philodinidae
Source: the annotation of a GenBank genome assembly
AUGUUUCUUCAAGAUGUUGUAGUUAUUUGGCUCGAUGGCACAUUUGUAGGAGAUAACUAUCGAUCAAUGAAAGAUGAUUUUAACCAAAAACUUGGUUCGACAACUUCAUCAUCAUCUUCUGAUGAAAUUGAUUGUUUGAUUUGCAAGGAAACAAAAGAAGAUCUUGUUAUAAAUGGAGCUCCAGUUAUUACUGUUUCAAAAUCAGAUGAAGCAAUGCAGCAGAUUGAAACUCAUUCUAAAGCAAAAAUUUUCUUCAUUUCAUCUGGGAGAUUAGGCAAAGAUAUGGUACCAACAAUCGUACGUCAAUAUCCUCUUAUUCAUUCGUUUUAUAUUUUUUGUUUUGACACGGCUACUCAUGCUAAUUGGGCAUUAGACUAUACUGAUUGUCUUAAAAUGUUCGAUCAUCCAAUUGAUUUAUUAGUUCGACUUAUGCGUGAUAUUUCGACUUACUUUAUUGAACAAGGAAAAUUAUAUUUGGAAAUCAAUGAUCCAAAUAACGCAUUAAAAUAUUUUAAAUAUGCUUGGAAUCUUGAAACACGAGCAAAUCAAAAAGAUAAGGUGCCACCAAAUACAAAAAGCAAAGAAAAACCUACCGUACAACCAGAUUGUCGCACUCGUCUCAAUUUAUUGGAAGGCGAAAAUGGACUCAUUCGUCAAGCUGAAAAGGCUUUAGGCAAAUAA